AUGUGUACAUUACUUUUGGUGGGCCGGUCGAGGAAUGGAAGAAGUUCGGUCAUUAAUUCAAUACUGGGACAAAAAAUGCUGUUCAAAACAAGAGUGCCUUCAGAAGUGACAAGGUUAACAAAUGAAAUACACAAUAAUGAUGAGUAUGUUGUUGUGGACGGCUUGGGUAUUGGAGAUAAAGGUGCUGAAAUGCCAGGUGAUAUGUCCUCCGUCGUACUCGCAGCAUGUGAAGUAUUACUAAUCAAAAAUAAUAGUCAAGAGGGAUUAAUUACAAGAAAAUUCGAUAACCGACCAACUCUUUUACACAGGUGUGGCUUCGAUGCCCUGAUAUUUGUGCUGAAAUAUAGCUUCAGGUUUACCAAACAAGAGAAGGACGCCGUGCAAAUGGUCAAGUCUAUCUUUGGAGAAAAUGUGUUCAGAGAUUGGGGGAUUUUAGUUUUCUCUUAUGGGGACUGUUAUGAAUAUGAUUAUCAAGAAAGUAACAAGACAUUUAAAGAUGUGUGCAUGAAAAAAAGAGGCGAUAUAAAAGCACUAUUUGAAGAAGUAAGUUACAGGUGUGUCCUCUUUAACAAUAAAACAAAAGAUAGAGAUAAAUUAGAACAACAACGCAGGGAAUUAUCAAACAACAUUCAAGAACUCAAG
This is a messenger RNA of Lymnaea stagnalis (great pond snail), 642 nucleotides long. NCBI's taxonomy places the organism in Eukaryota, Metazoa, Mollusca, Gastropoda, Lymnaeidae. The record is from the annotation of a GenBank genome assembly.